AGAGGCUAAUCGAGCGAAUGUCAACAGUCAGAUUUCUCUUUAUCCUCAAACUUCCCGACACCUCGACCUCCUACAAGACCCCUCGCAGCUAGGUGAAGGAUUCCUAGAGAACAUAAUUUCCUUUGCGAAUUGCGACUGACUCGACAGGUAGUUACAAGACAUUCGCCUAAGAAAGAACAGUUCGCAGACUUCGUUUCGGUUGUAAUUGGCUCAUUUUGUCGUACCCGUCGUCGAGCUUACCUGUGUCAACUGUGGAUUCUUGUGUGGAGAAACUCGUACUACACUCGAAGCAUUUUAUUCGUCUUUUCAUUUUCGUUCGACAUCUUUGUGUAAAGUUUUAUCAUAUCGUCCACUUACUUCGAGAGCAAGAACUUGGUCUAGAUUUCCUCCGACAUCUCCAUCAACUCACUAAAAUUAGACGUUUUUCUACUUGCGUGUUUACCGAUGCACAUUCGAGGAAGGACAUGUGUCAUCGACGAGCAUCCGCGUGGAAAGACGAACAAUUGUCAAUUGACCUGAUCAACAAGUUGCCGAUCUUGUUGAAUGCUACUGGAUAGGAGGAAGACGAUAAAACGAAUUCUGUCUAUUCUGGCACAACACGUUCACUGGCUCUAAGUAUUUUACACUUUGAAUUAACUUAGAUGAUUCAACUUCGUUCAACAAUGACAUCAUCAUUUCAACAUUCCCAGUCUCAUUCUCUGUCGUGUCUAAAAGACUAUUAAGACAAAACUAUCACAAUACAUCAUCAUCAUCAUCGUCAUUUUCAACAUUGGAAGGAGGUGAAAAUUUUUCUCAGUUAACGUGAUUCUCCUCACCAGGAAAAACCCCACGCUUACCAGUUUUGUGUAGAAGCUGUAACAGUAACUCGUUGCUCCACUACAAACGUAAAAAUUUAUUUACAUCUUCCUUGUCAUACAAAUCGAAUAUGAAUACGUAUCCAUUUAACAUUAACUACAAAGUUGCAUUGAUUUUUGAUGUCAUAAUCCUCAAGAACAUGAUCAAGGACUCACUCUAAUUCGUUCUAAAUUAAGGUUCCCAAUUAAGGUUCACCCAUCAUUAACACUCACUCAUAACUACAUUUUCAUCGGCAAUUUAUCUUGUACUGAUUCUACUCAACCAGAACCAUGAUCCAUCCUUGAGCAUCGUCCUAGUUUUCCUCCUUCUUUGUCAUAAUUUUUAGAAGACUCGAAUAUCAUCACGACUAGGUAGAAGCCGUUUGUCAUUAUUUUCGCAUUUAUUGUAGAAGUACAGGAGCUACAGUCAGUGGAUUUAACAAAAUCAUUGUCCCUUGACCACGUGGAUAAGUACAUCAAACACAACGAACAAAGCCAAAGCAUCUAGAUACAUAUAUUUAGUUAGAACCACUAGAACUGAUUUGUUCAUCUGUUAGUGAGGUUUUUGGUAAAGAUUGACUAAUCCACUUUCGUCUACUCCUUCUGCGGCACUACUAGAACUUCACGACCACGGACUACCUAGGCCUAGCAGUAUCUUCACGAAAACAAGAACUCAAGAUGUGUGACCUCGACUACGUUCCCGUGGCUCGGACCACCGAGUAUCUGCCUCCCCACUUGGCCAAGACGGUUUCGCGGUAUCGAAGACACAAUGCGGACAAGAUGGUCAGGCUUCUGCGACAAGGACCUCUUUCCGCGGAGCAGCUGGUCUAUGUCCUGCAUUUGGGUGGCGCAGUGUAUGAUCAGAACGAGACAGAAGACAGCGGAACCUUGGGACAGCAGGCUUACUACGAUGUUUUUAUGACGAACAUCUAUGCACUAAGUAACGACUUUCUUACUUUUAAAUCAACUCAAUCAUCUAUCUUCAUCUAACUAGUGCCUCGGUCUUGUUGUUGGCGAAGAACUACUUAGGUCAUGCACGCAGAAGCAGUGUAAGCCCUUGUAGUAUUGACCUCUCCAUCCUAUCAAGUUCUCCUUCACCUUCCCAGUCCCAAUACAUUCCCCUUUCAUCUUCCGCGAAGUCUUAUGGGAGCAGUUCGUGCAUCAUCUGCAUACCUAUCCCAUGAACUUGCAGACGCGCUUAGUAGAUUGUCUGGCGAAUGCACUUCGCCAGUUCCUCGAUUUCCGCAGUUGGCCUUUGAAACCGACCAAAGAAGCUCACGAAGCAAGUGGCAUGAAAGAAUUUCAUGCUAACGCGACACAGGGAACAAAAUGGUGGGAGAAAGUGAUGGAAUUGAGUGCAACACCAUCAACUUCAUCAACGUCACCGCCGCCUAUGGAAAUAGAUGCUCAACCUUCUUCUGGUACAAGGUUAGGAGUAGUAACGCCUGCACCACUGUUGAUGGCAGCGAAGAUGCCACCAGUUGGAGCUGCAUCAUCGACAGUGACAUCAUCAAGCACUAGAAAGAACAAGGACGCAGAAGUUUUCCCGCCAGUGGACGGCGACGGUGAUCAAGACAUGCUGGGUGGAGAGAACAUCGAUGCGGAUUUUGAGAAGAAACUAGCAGAAACACGCGAUUCGUAUUGUCAUCUAGACAGCUUUGAUUCUGUCCAGGCCAACUAUGAGAACCACAUGCAGUUGCGUCGCCGCGUAGCCGAUUGGAUUUGUCGAGAUUGGAGGCGUGUGUACGAUAUGCUUCACGCGCAGUUCUCCUUGAAGCCUAGAUGUGAUGACGGGGUCGGAGAAAGCGAGCAUAGGAAUUUAGCUUCUGCUUUAGGGAAUUUGUUGUACGUGGUGGGGAUAGUCACGAAGCAGCUUGUCGAUCGCGACGUGGCAACGAAAAUGACGCAGGAGUUGACGCAAUUCAUCGAUCCUACGCACAAAAUAUCGAUUCUGCAAUGCCGUACUUUUUUAACUUUGAUUACAAUCAAUGGGGGAUAGUUCACUCGCGAUUUUUCAAUGCAUAGUUCACUCGUGAUUUUUCUAUGCUUCUUGUCAAGUAGAAUGAUUAGCAGACAGACUCCAGCUCUAGUCUACCCUAGUUCACAAUCUUCACCGUCCUCUAUUUCUCACCUCAUAUGCCCAGGUGCCAUUCUUCUUCUCCUGCCUAACGUGACCCUUCACGAAGCGAUUCUUGACGGACGCCUUUUCGCUUGGUGGGGUCUUGUGGAGGAAGGCAAGAUUGCAAAAUUUGACCUCAUGUGGUUCAAACUUUUGGCACGUUACGCCAAAAACGCGUGGCGCAACUAUCAACGACCUCAGACCGAAGAGGAGAAGCAAAUCCAAGCAGUCUUAGCUCAAAAGGCAGAUUGGAUUAGCAACAAGAUCAUGCGAAGUUUGUCGUUGCCGUUCUUCAGUCCUGUGGCUAGCUCAUUGGAAGGCGCAAUGGCACAGUCGAAAUUGGACACGAAGUUUGUAGAGCGUCACAAAAUCCCAGCAGAAAUCGAAGCCUUGAUGGGACCAGUGAGUUGCUGGAAAUUCGUGGCGAAAUUUCUGAUCUACUCACUGGAAAACGAUCCGUUUGAGGCAGUACUAGACGCAGGUUGUUCUGAAGAACCUACUUCAACUUCUACUGGUUCUUCGGCACCACAACAAGGUUCUGACAUCGUCGUAGAGGAUCUACAACAAGAAUCGUCAGUGGGCGAACUACAAGCGACGCGCACGCUGUCGACAGCAGCAUCGUCCAUGGGCCGCUCAACAGUAUCUACUACUGCGCCUCCAAGCCGAACAAACUCUACCUCUGCUUCCGGCACCACCUCCAGUAAGAACGGCCGUCCACCGUAUUGGAGCACCUUGGAGCUACUGCUGAGACGGAUGCAGCCGUAUAUUCAAGGUGACUUCGGAGAGUGGAGUUGGCAUGUGACGACUUUUCUCCACUACUUGGUCAACGUGUACUUGACUCGUGUCACGCGCGAACGGUCGAGCACGCGAGGUGUGACAGCAUGGUGGAACGGCAAGGACAGCACUAAAAUGGAUAGGGCUGAUACGGAACAAGAUAACUACGAGACUUGGGCAUCUUCUACAGGUAGUUCAACAAGAAAGCAAAGACGAACGUUGACCCGACACGCAGAUACCUACUUCGCAUUCUUGUUCUUGCCCUUGUUCAAGAAGACCCUAGAACAGCGCGACGCGUAUUCACAACACGCGACGAUGGAUGCGCUUGCUAGAUUAGCGAGACUGCAAAACGAAGACACGUUGAAGAUCAAUCAGCUGUCAGCGGAGUUCGAACUUAGUGGUGGCUACAACGGUGAUGUCGACGCGAUAUUUGCGAAGUACAAGAGCAGCUUUCCCUUGUUCGGUGCUUGGGAUUUGGAGAAUUCCUUGCACAGUUUUCUGUACCAGGGAAUGGAGAUUCUGAACGACCCGUCACAGAGUUCACGCAUCACGAGUAUCUUCCGCUUGUAUGCCAGGUUGAUGCCGAGUGUGUUGCGAUUCUUUCCGAGCUUUGUGCCACAGAUCUUGGACUUCAUUUUACUCGGUAUUGACCCAACUGACUCGUCAAAAACGCUAGCGAGUGGCGCAUUGAUCGUCAACUUGUUCAGCUGCAUCCCCUGUCUGGACAUUGGGGAUUUACCGGAAGAGAGACCUAGCAGCUCUAGAAAUAAGAAGGCAUCUUCAGGGAAACAGCAACUGAAUCCUCCACCAGUGGCUGACCGACAUCGCAAUGAAGCUUAUCCCGGAAGACAGGUUGAGGCUUCCGAUGCGUCGUUUUUGAGUCAGGUCGAGGCCGAACGGAAGUCUGCGACAUUGAUGGCUAGUGGGGCGCUGCCUAGUUUUGGACUAGAACUCUUCGAGAAGUCUUUGCAGUACGUACUGGAAACCAGUCUGGAUGGUGGGAUGCGAGGACGCGCUUUGAACACGGGGCAAGCACUAGACAAGGUUAAUGCUAACAUGCUCUUCAUCUGCAACUUUCUAGUCUUGUCGCAAACCACGAAGAGCAUUCAAGAACAGGUGCUGGAGAAGAUGCGGGAGUUUUUGCAGACAGAACUACACCCGAAGAAGGUAAAAGUAGUCAAAGGCUUGUUGCAGGCAGUGGCGCGUAGCAUGCCACGCCGCAGUCUCGAGCUGCUAUUGCCGGUUUUGGUGAAACGAGUGCUUUCCGAACGCAGUGGGCACCAGGAAGUUGGCUACUGCAUCAGCCUGUUGCAAGCGCUUGUCCGUUUAGUUGGUGGCGAUGAGUUGCUUUCGUACCGCACGCAACUGGAACAAGUCUUAAACCACGGUCUCAACUACCAAGGCAGCGCUGAGAACAAGGACAAUCGCGCAGUUCACAAAGCUACCGCGAAGCUGUUGCGCAGAUUGUUAGCAGCUUUGACCAGCAGCUACGUGGUGAACGACUUCCGAGUUGUCGCACAAGCGAACUGGGGAGACAUGUGUCAGGAGGACUUACAACAACUGUGGAACCAGACUCCUUGGUGGCGGUUGUUCUCACUAGAAACGCCAGACUGGUACGUACCUGGUGAGAAGGAGCUGGAGUGGGCCACCGCACUAGGAACUUUCGCUACAGCCAACAUUUUGGACUUGCUCUGCGGAAUCUACGUCACCGCUGGUGGUAGCAGCAGUUCCACGUCCCCAUCUGCUUCAUCAAAUAGUGCGACAGCUGGAGGAGCAGCUCCAGCCUCGUCUACAACUUGUCCACAAGUGGUUAGUCAGUGGAUGUCCGAGCUUGCGGAGGAUGCGGCUUGUCUAGAGGGGUCCACCACACCUUCCCGCGAUAGCUGGGAGCCUGUGAAAGAUGAUGCUUCCUCCAUCACUUUCGAAGCCCAUGCUGAGACGCGCGCAGAGUUUGGUGCCGCUUAUCGCGAGAUGCUGAAGUUGAAAACUUCAAGACUCGCAUGCACUAACUUGGAUCUUGUGGGGUCAAGGGAAGACUUCUUGGCUUUGGAGACGGAGAAUGCAGGUCCGCCAGGAGAAAACGUGAAUGACAGUGGAGGGACAACGAAAGGUGGUGGUGGAACAAGUGGGGCUAUAAAGGGUACAACAUCAUCAGACACGCAGAAACAACCAAUUACUCGUUCCAACAGUAAGAACGCAUCAGGGCCAGCAGCAAGGUUGAACCUUCUUCGCACCCUGAUCCAACAACCUUUUCUGCUUGCAGAUCGGGUCUUAAGUCUUACGAAAGCAUUGAUGCGAGGAGGACAUAGCAUAUGGGCAGACGAACUGAUGGAACCUAAGAUCGUCUUGAGUCCAGCGUUCUUUCCGAGAAUAUUUGAGCCGUUGGGAAUAGGUCUUCGGUUGAUCCUCGAGUCGGAGAUUAUGGGGUCAAACAGUGCAGCAGAAACGUAUGCAGCAACAGACGAGGUGGAUGCAGGAGUUGGAGCUUCUUCACCUGGUGGUUCAAAAGGAGAGAAAACCGCAGUAGCUGGAACACCUUCAGAACAACCUGCUACAACUAGCAAUAGCUGCACCCCGGCCGUCUCAUCUUCAUCAGCACCAAAUGGAGUCACAAUCGCUCCUCCCGUGACGAAGAAGUUUCUUAGGUGUAUUGGCGAACUCUAUAUGGGUCAGAUCCCGUGUAAUAGUGGUUCGCUCUUCCGGACGAAGCGACCAGCAGCCGGUGGUCGUAGUGACCCCUUCUUGACGUGGUACAUGUCGUUGUUUGGAGAGCGCAUGAUCUCCCAAAUGGAUGGCGCGCAUCAUCUCUCUAAAAACCGUGACAUUCCACGCUUAUGGUGGAGUCAGCGCCUCUGCGUCACCGUAGACACGCUAGGCGCAGAGCGCGUGUCUGGCGGUUACGGCUUCUACGGACAGAGGAAACAACUUGCAGAAUUGCUGUUGGAAAUCUCAUUGGGCAGUCCAUAUCCGUUGAUCAGGGAGAAAUCACAGGAGCUGCUGGGCAGAGCGUGCAGGAAACAUCGAGGAGCAAAAGCACACAUAGGACACAUGUACGCGGUGAAAAUCUCUGGUGUCAAGUAUCAGAUGCAGGCUCUUCUAGCUCAAAUAGACGUCUCUCCCGAGCAAAAGAAAGCGUUUGCGAAUCAGCUAAAUGGGCUGGCCUACGGUCUCGCGGGUCCGUUGCGCGGUUGCUUCAGCACCUUGUGGCGAGGCCGUGGUCGUCAAGCCGCAGCUUUCAUCUACAAAGUUCUCGACCUGCUCUACGUCCUCUCAAUCUCCCAUCAGUCGAACAAGGAAGUAGUGAAAACGUCAGUCUUGUUGCGCAUUUUCCAGAUAGUCGAUGCGUGGAUCGACGUAAGAGACAAGCCCUGCUUCAACCGCACUACCAGUCGAAAGAUGAGUGACAUGUUGAAGUUCAGAGGCGAUGACGACAUCGCGAUGAAAGAUGUGGAUAUAAACGAGCAGGAAAAGGAAAACGGCGAUUCCGGAGAGGAGAUCUUGAUGCAAUUUGACCCCGAUCCAGCAGCAGAGAUGGAAAAGGCGGACACUUUGAAUACUUUCCGACGUAGCAACGCACUAGUGAACCCCUCGAGUCCUUGGAAGGUACAAUUGCCAACUUGCUUCAGAAUAUUCAUCUCAUGUAUUCGACAGUUGUAUCUUCAACAAGUUUUUUUUUCACUCUCCAUCAUGAUCUAGUAUCGACGAACUACUUCUAUUUCUAUAUGGUUUUUUUACAAACACAACAUCUAACGACUAAGUCAUGAUUUAUAUCCCCAAACAAACUUCACCAGGUCCGCGAUUUCCUUGACAUCUUUAACCGAUCGGAUUGCCAUUGGCGUGUCCGCAUCGUCUGCCUCCUCGUGUGCCAGGCUCUGUGCCAUCAAGCCGGAGACCCAGAAAACCUGUGGGAAGCCUACCUCACUCAGGCUUUGUCCGUGAUGCACCCAUCUUCACAGCAAGGGUUGUUGCAGGUGGCACAACGUGCGAUCAUUUUCGGUCUCCGCAAACAUCCGAAAUUGGUAAAGCUCAUUCCGCAAGUAGUAGGGAAAAUGGAACCCAUAGCGGUUCCUAGUGGUGGUAGGACGACGUCAGCAAACAAAACUAAAAAGAUUCGUGAUGACUAUGCUGAUGCAGCAAAAUGGACCCAGUUUUUCCAGAUUUGUGCUGAAGUCAUGCCCCGACUCGCCAGGUCAGUCGAGGGCAAGGCCAAUGACCCAACGAAGCAUACAAUCCAACUAAUGCGGAAUUUCCGAAUCGCAUGGCCCACAACCUGGAUGCGUGGUGGCGCGUACGCUUUCACCUUCGGUAAUGCGUUGUUCUGGCAAACGCUAAUUGCCGCGAUGCUCAAGCACAAAGAUUUGAUACCAGCCGCAGAGGCAGGGGCACAGCUUUGUGCAGAAAUUAUGUCUGAAAAGCCGAUCAGCGAGACCAAUUUUCACACAGGCUUCAUCGAAAUGACGGCUGGCGCUCUGAGAGCAGCAAGAAAGGACCCAGCAUUGACACAAGGCAUGUGGGAAGUACUACAUCCAACCUUGACAAGUGAAAUCCUCAAUGCUAGUAAGGAAGCGCAAUGCGACUGGGGUGAUGCGUUUAGGUACAUCGUGGUGGGAACAGGCAAGGCUCUGAUGUUGGCUCCAGUGCUUGAUGGGAAGAAGACCUUUACGCUAGGUCAGAAGAAUCGAAUGCUCAAAGGGUCAAGGCAAGGACAGAACCAACACGUCAUUCCAUUGUUGAAUUUCGCGAUGAAGCUAGACGAAAUCCCACGAAUGGAUAAGAUGCUCACAUUGAUGGACAAGAAAGAGGUGGUGGCAGGUAGUACUUUCACAGAUUUAUCUUGUCCUUGUCUUUCUUCUCUGACUGCGUCCUUUCCAAAAUUAAUCAGGAUGAAUAUCUCCUUGACACAAACACCCAGCACGAGGACGUGAUUAAUUAUUAUAUAUACCAGCAAAUUAAAUCACGACGACGUAACAUCCCAUCGUAAUAUAUCUCCAUCAGAUUCCAUCACUACAGAGACUCCAGCAUCAGCCGAAGAGGAUGAAAGCACCUUCCUCCAAGUGAAGAAAAUGCGAUUGCGAAUUGCUGUCUUAGUCGAGCUUUACUCUGCCGGCGACUUACCCGAGCAGUGGGAAGACUGCGCUCAUUCCAUCUACGAGCACGGCAAAGCAAGAUUAGGCCACCACUUGAAGAACCUCCGGGAAGAGGCGACACGCGUUGUCUCUGGCUUUCUGCGGUUAGGCCAAGUAGCUACGCCAGAUACCAACGAAGUAGUGUGGCGUGGAGCCGCGACACAGCGCAUCUGCGACCUGGUCUUGCGAGACUUAGCAUCUGCAGUAGAUAGGUUGUCAGUAAACCUCAAGGAAGACUUCUUAGAACAGCAGAAAGAAGGUGCGGGGGCAAUGUCACCUAGUAGAACAAAUCAUGGAGCAGGUGCAGGAGGAGAAGAGUCAUUUUCAGCUGCAGAAGCUAUGGACGUGGUCGACGCCGCUGCUAGUGCAUACGGCGAUCCAUCUCAACUACAGACCGGUGCUGGCGAAGAUUCACCAACCAAACAGGGGAUGAAUGAACUCCAGAAGAAGCCGCAUGUGUGCGAGGCUCUAGGUGUUUUGCUAGUCACUGUGCAUGUCCUCUCUGCCAAUCGUGGGCAUCUAAUCAUCGGCCGAUCUGCCGCGCAGUGGUUCAAGGACAGAACAUCUGUGUUGAACUUCGCUAUCCUUUGCAGUACACACCACGACCCGGAGUUGAGGUCGCUUGGUUGGGUCGUGUUGUCGCAGAUAGCCGCUGAUACGCCGCCAAACCGCGUCGCGAGUGCAGAACAGGACUUCGAUAGGUUCUCUGCGCCGGCUGAGCGAUUAGCUGACAUCGUAACCGACUUGAUGGACACCAGAUGGGCCUCGUGGACGUCGAAAGAGCGAGAAAAAGUCCUUCUCUUCGUGUCACUAUUGUGUCUGGCGAAUGCGUCAAUGUACGUGAAGAUGCCAGACACGAAGCAACUCUGCGUUUCAGUUGCCGAGAAAACCUUGCUAAAUCCGAAACCGGAUGUGAAAUUCGCAGCGAAGCGAUUGCUUACUGCGCUCUUCUUGGCGGAAAACAUCACCGACAUCAAAGCUACGCUUCUGCCGAGAUACAGAAAGGUAAUGAAAAUCAAAGAACGUGAAAAUGCUAAUAUCUGAUCUUGAUGUUUUAUGUUAUACACACUUUUUUCUACGUCAAGAACUACUACAGAGAUUAGAUCCAUCGCAGCUGAAACUGUACUUCUACCCACUUGUGAUUAUAAGUACAUUUAACUCUCUCGUCCAUUAACAAACUUGAUCAGGUCGCCUCCUCCGUAACCGCAGCGAACAAGUCACGCACAGGAUCUACAGACUCUACUGGCAGCGGCGCAGGUGCUCCUGUCCCAGCCGCAGCAGCUGCAGCCGGCAUAAUAUCAGUAUCAACAUCUUCUUCCACCUCUUCGACUACACAGCAACAAGUAGACCUAACCCCUCUCCAAGCCGUCCAGUCACUAGCCAUCCUUCUCUACGUCUCCAUGGACCUUGGCUGUCCGAAGGAGUUCACAGGUGCUGUGAUUGAAGCGUUGGCGCCGUUCGGCAAUGCCCGUAGAUUUCCUUCGACGAUUUUGAAGGAAGUGGAGGGAGCUUUUCAGGCGUUUCUGAAGAACCAACAGAGGAGUGAGUUCACGUGGCGCGAAUGCAGGAAGAAACUCACGCCAAAACAGCUCGACUUGGUAGAUGCGUAUAAGGGGAAAUUGAGCUACUUCAGUUAAGUAGGAAGCAGGUUGUAGAAGUUCUGCUUGGGAACUAUCUACUGCUGGGCUUGGGUAGUUUAUUGAUGCGACUGAGGAGAGCAGGUGCCUCACUUGUUUUUGUAGAUGAUGUUGUUGGUCCUCAGGUGUAUUAGACGAGUUGUUCUAUCGUUAGUACCUCAAGUUGAGCAUGCUAUUAUUGAUGUUGUUGUUGAUGAUCAUAAGGGAGAAAGCAACAAUUGAUCAUCAACUCGAUCAUAGCCAGGCCUGGUAGUUUUCUAUGCUGAAGGACUUCCAUGUGCUUCCCUGAGGGAUUUCCACUUGUCUGGGCUCUUUUUGAUGUACUUAGGAUAGUCUACUGUUCGUUGACAUCUCCCUACUGUAGAAUUAAAUCUGUUCUGCUAUGCAGCUCGUCGUCGUGCAGCAUACGGAACUGCUGAGCUAAACCGAAGGUCAUUAACUAAAUUGAAAAAUAGGGGGAAAUCUUCACAAGUAAUAUUGAAAGAAGGGGAAUCACAGAGUAGAAGUUUCAUUUGCGUAUGAAUAGAACAUCUUGUUGUAGUCGGUAAGCACAUUUGUUUGAGAAGUAAAAGAGGAAGAUAGAUAGUGCUUUCUUGUUGAACGCGUGUGAAGAAGCAGCUGCUUUCUGCGUCGUGUUACCAGACACGAGGAGCGACAAUAUUAAGAACAACAAGGCAAAGAAAUUCGUUGUAGUAAUAUUGUGUUGAACGUUAAGCAGGUGCAGGUCAUGAUAGACUGUUUAUACUGUUGUGGUAAAUGUACUUCAAAAAUUUCACCGGAAAUAAAAGCAUGUUCAUGUUUGUGAUGAUUUGGAUUGAGAAUGUAAAUGUAUCUGAUGUAAAGAAUUUAGAAAGCACAAAGUCCACAGAAUUUGAAAUUGAACGUAGCAUGUUUGUCGUGUAUGCUGGAGUCUUCACAAAUAACAUUCAUAACGGCACAAGAUUGGCAACAACGUAAGUAAAAGUAUCUCUUGGUAAUGGUAAAUCGUUAUCGUACAACACAAGUCCGCGUAAAAUUUUGAUGUUAUGAUGAAAAAAAUGGAAGACGUCGAAACCCGGGCGAAGAUGAACUGUAAUUUGUUGAGAACUACAUUGAAAUUGAGUGGUCGUAUUAUUCUUGGUUGGUAUCAUCGUCAUGAACAUCAAUAUGUCAUAAUCCAUCUUUGCUGGUGGAACAAGUUGUAGUGUCAAGAAUGAUCUUUUGUUAUAUUUGUUACUCAGUCCUGAACCUGAAGAAAUUGAGAUAGUCAAUGAAUCUCGGGUAGUUAAGUUUAGUCGUAUCGCUAUCUUUCCGCAGCAAGUAUUGUUAGACGACCUUUCCCGCCCUGCUGCUCUUCGAGCUUGUCAUUUCCUGUCAGAAUAAUUCUACUGCGGUCGAUGACUGCGGAUUGGAAGAAGGGAACACGUAAGACGCUAACCACGUGCAAUUAAGUAAGCCGUAUUCGAAUUUACGUAAUGUAAUGCGAUCGUUGAUGAUUGAAUUAAAUAAGUCAUGUGUGUUGACACCUAACACAAUGUCACACACCCACCGCAUCCUCUGCGCCCCGUUCCCGUUCAAUCCUAUGAUCACAGCGCCCCAUCGAUCCUAUCUAGUACGUAAUAGGUUAGGUUUAUUUUGGACAUGUUGUAGCUUAAGCACCCAGCAGCAAAAAAUCCUAGCAUUAGUACAUUCAGAUUCAAGUUCCAGUUCGUUCAAAUCUUUCCAUGUUAGUCGGAGGUUGUUGUUGUAGAUCAACAAAAUAUGAUCGUAAAAGAACAAAAAGCUUGGAAGUCAGCGCGUAGUUCAUCGAAGAAAGUGACUAGAUCGGAGUGGUUGGGUAAUCGAUUAUGCGAAGAAAAGUGUAGAAGAACAAAAAUUUAGCCCGAAGAGUAGAUCUAACAAGGUGAUAAAGACGUAAGUACUUACUAGAGAAGACUGAUUAGCAGGUACUGGGUAGUCAAAGAUGAAAUUUAGAGAUGGGUAGAAUCAGGAGUCGAAUGUGUCAAUUUUUGAAACAGAUGAGGUGUAUCAACACGCGCGAGACUGUGGGCAGAUUAUAAUUGGAAGCUGUGACGAAUAAGCUUCACGAAGGGGUGAGACCUUGGACAUCUAGAUCUAGCACGAUACAUAGUGAUUCAGGUUCAGUUUGCUAGAUGAAAAGGGAUACAACUACCUUACUGGUCGAAAAAUAAGGAUAAGGAAAUAGAGGAAUUCUAUCUCUAAUAUUUCAUCACACAUCUUCAACAUUAACGAGAACUACGAGCACCAAGCUUGAUGAACGAUCAUGAAAGACCGCUCUCUUACAGGAUGUCUGACAGCAUGAACUUUUCGGGAAAAUGAUGAAUAAUACAUGGCUGAAUAU
This is a messenger RNA of Amoebophrya sp. A25, 12830 nucleotides long. The record is from the annotation of a GenBank genome assembly. Lineage: Eukaryota; Dinophyceae; Syndiniales; Amoebophryaceae.